AUGCAUCCCGACGGCAGUUGCUCAGAGACACGGAGACAGAGGUGGAGGGACACAACUGCAACACAACCGGCGGCAACGGAAACGGCGACACGAAGCAGGAACCUGGAAACAGCAGGAAAGGCAUGCCGUGUAUUCAGCUGCUCAACUCGGCAUACAGAUGCCUCUGAGGAGGUCGCGGGACGAUCCUUGCCCUCUGAGAGUGGCCGUCUUGGCUUCGCUGCUGUGCCCAGUCAUUUGCUCGCCUUUAUUCUGUCUUUAGUUGGCGAUCAAUCGGCGGAAAAGGCUGCUGUUUCCCACGUCUGCCGUCGCUGGAGGGAAGCAGCGGGGCGUUAUUACAUGUGGCGUUCGGUGGAUGCGUCUCACCGGCCACUAAGCUCUCUGUCUGCUUCUGUGAGAUUAAGUGGUCAUCUCAGAAAUCUCUGGCAUAGGACAGAGACACUCAUCCUUGCAGACGACAACACAGCGGAGGCAACUGAACUGCUGCUGCAGCUUGCCAAUGCCUCAUGCAGCAGCGGCACCAGAAUCAGCAGAAGCAGCAAAAGGUUUAGCAGUGUUAGUUGCCGUUGUAGAGCCGGCAGCAGUAGCAGAUGCAGAAGCAGCAAGAGGGGAAACAGCAUCAGCAACAACCGCAAUUGUGGCAAAAGUGAGGCAGAGGAGGCACCGGGAGCCCGAAGUUGGACACUGCCGUGUCUGAGGCAUCUGAGGAUAUACAGCAGCAUGGGGGGAGGCUACAUCAGGCACUCGAUACCCCAAGAUGUAUUGGCUGAAGCAGACGCAGCUCGGCGGCCUUGUGGCUUAGCUUCUCUUCAUGCAGGCGACGGAUAUCGCAGAAACAGCAGCAGCUGCAGUAGAAGCGGCCUGCAACAUCUGGAAGAGCUGGUGCUGGAUACCGUAGUGGGGCCUGAGCUGCUGCUGGCCCUCCGAGGCAAAACGCCUAGACUGAAGACGCUUAUUAUAAGCCGCCUCAGCGAGAAACCCAACAGCAGUUACCAGGCAAGAUACGAACUAGCAGGAGUAUCGGCAUCAGGAGGAGAGGAACCCGCAGAGGAGCAUGUGUCUGCUCUUGAAGCAUUGCUACUACUGCUGGAGGAGCUUCCUCCACAGCAAUUGGCUGUCUUUGGCUUCGGGAAAGGCUUAGAACUAUCGGGGGGCGGCUUCGGCGCCGGGAGCAAAAGCAUUGGCAACAGCAACAACAGUGCAUGCAAGUUUCCGGAGGGCCUCAGCGGUCUUCGGGCUAGGUUACGGGGGAGAGGAAGAGAGGGAGACAAAGAAGAAGCGAUAGGAGAUGAACUAUGCUCUUUGCUCGCAUCCAAACACCAGGAAUCUCUCCGCGCACUAUGGAUGCCGGACAUUUGCACUUCGCUCGAGGCUGCAGGGGACCUCCUCUCUCGUUGCCGCAAUUUGAAUGUCUGUUCUAUCCCCGGGGCGUCGGUGCUGCAUCAACUCCAGUGCAUGCUGGGAAGCGGCCGCCCUGUGUGCGGCAGCUCGCCAGCAUCAUAG
Messenger RNA from Eimeria acervulina, 1500 nucleotides. RefSeq lists its product as hypothetical. NCBI's taxonomy places the organism in Eukaryota, Apicomplexa, Conoidasida, Eucoccidiorida, Eimeriidae. Gene Ontology annotation, molecular function: protein binding. The coding region runs from base 1 to 1500 and encodes 499 amino acids. The record is from RefSeq and is a predicted model, not a curated record. The transcript is spliced from 4 exons.